This is a messenger RNA of Ostrea edulis (European flat oyster), 1417 nucleotides long. RefSeq lists its product as uncharacterized. The transcript is spliced from 3 exons. Gene Ontology annotation, molecular function: four-way junction helicase activity; 3'-5' DNA helicase activity. The record is from RefSeq and is a predicted model, not a curated record. Gene Ontology annotation, cellular component: cytoplasm; nucleus; chromosome. The coding region runs from base 1 to 1119 and encodes 372 amino acids. Lineage: Eukaryota; Metazoa; Mollusca; Bivalvia; Ostreida; Ostreidae. Gene Ontology annotation, biological process: double-strand break repair via homologous recombination.
AUGUCAACACUUCACAGACGAACAUAUAUUGUAGUGGACGAAGCCCACCUGGUUCCACAGUGGGGGGAGGAAUUUAGACCCAUGUUUAAAAAUAUUUGCAACGUAAGAUCCAUAGACUCAAACCUCAUCUCUGUCCUAGCAUUAACAGCCACUGCUUCUGUAAAACUUCAAAAAACAAUUGUUUCACAGCUUACUAUGAGAAAGCCUGUAUUUCUUAGAUCAUUACCUAUUCUUAAUGGCAACAUAAAGAUAAUUAUUCGAGAACGCCCUCCAUCAACUGGGGGCAAUAACAAAGUAGAGUUUGCAUAUGACUACAUUUACAAACCGGUUUUUCUUGAUCUUCUAAUGAAUGCAGAUUCUUUCCCUCUUACAAUAAUAUAUUCCAAGUUAAAAUGGUGUGCCUACAGUUAUGACCUUGCAAAACGCAUAUUGAAAGAUGACAUGUAUCUGGGUACUCCUUGUCCAGAAAACAGCCGUGUUGUACAGUACCACUCAACACAACCUGAAAAUGUAAAUUCACAAAUCAUUGAGGAGUUAAAGAACAAUGACAGAGUGAAAGUUGUCUUGGCCACCAUUGCGCUUGGAAUGGGAGCUGACCUGCAAAAUGUGAAACGCAUUAUUCAUGCUGGACCGCCAACCAGUCCAGAAGUGUAUGUACAAGAGGUUGGACGUGCUGGAAGAGAUGGUCAAGCAGCAGAAGCUGUUUUAUACUUCAAUAACUCUGAUCUUGCAGAGAAACCUGUCGAAAAAGGCAUGAUCGAGUUUGUUCGGUUAAAGUCAUGCAGGAGACAGUACCUAUCUACAUACUUUGAUGCACCCAUUGAAAGUGUCAAUAACUGUUGUGAUGUGUGUAGCAAUGACAGAUCAAAUAUCCGUGGUUUUAAGGUUCCCUCACUGGAACAAAGACAUCAUGUGAGACUCUCUCUUCAAACAUAUGUAAAUGAUGACUCUUCAGGAGAGUUAGCAUUUCUUUUGUCUGAGGAAAAGCUUCAGACAAUUGUUCAUUGUUUUGAGUACAUCAGAGAUGAGACAUCUCUUUCAUCAUUGUUAAAUGCAAAUGUACCCGAGGCGGUUUCUAAUUCUCUUUUUUCUAUCUUAUCAUUGUUUCAAAAUUCUUAAACUUAUUCUGUUCGACAUUGAUGGAUUGAUAUAUUGUGACUUUUAAUACCAAUGUCAGUUCUACUUUUUUGUAAUUCCACGGACUUAAUAAUAAUUUCAGGUUUUGAUAAUACAUGUAUACUUACUUAAUAGUGCACUUGCAACAUCAGUCUCAUCAACUGAUUAGCAAAUUCCGGAAUUCAUGCAUUUUAAAAAGUUUCAAUAUGCGUAAAUUUUGCUUUCAUCACAAGUACUUGAUUGGUGUACAAUAAGCAGUGUGAAAGGUGCUAAAAUAUGAUUACUGCUAAAUAAAAUAUGA